Messenger RNA from Closterium sp. NIES-67, 3242 nucleotides. Lineage: Eukaryota; Viridiplantae; Streptophyta; Zygnematophyceae; Desmidiales; Closteriaceae. The record is from the annotation of a GenBank genome assembly.
GGAACCUUGGCCCAUCACCUUCCACUCCUCUAGCUUUCGUCCCUUCUUAUCCAAUCUCACGACUUAUUGGUCGUCAACCCAAAUUCAUUCCGCCAGCAGCCAGUCAUUCUACCCCUCCAAGCUCCGUGGCCCCAUUUCCCAACUUUUCAUAAAUCCCCUCCUCAGUUCACUCUCCAGUCUACUGAGAGUGACUCUAUCAGUGCACUGAGUGACUCCAACUGGUCUUCUGAUAGUGUUUCAUCCUUGGUAGAAGCCCCUCUGUCAGCUGAGAGUGACUCUGACACCAGACAUCGACGCGCGCUCUCGCGCUCGCUAGUUACCAGCCAUGCCGACCAUCGAGCGCUCCAGCCUCGUCGACGGGCUCCUACGCCCCGUGAAGGUCGUCCCGACGUCGUACCUCUACGACGCGCGCGGCUCGGCGCUCUACGACGCCAUCACGCGCCUCAGGCAGUAUUACCCGUUCCUGGAGGAGCGCCGGCUGCUGAAGAAGCACGCGAAGGAGAUCGCGCGAUUGGUGCCGCGAGAUGCGGUGGUGGUGGAGCUCGGAUGCGGCAACGCGCUCAAGACCCGCGUGCUGCUCCAGGCGAUAGCCGCGCACCAUGGCAGGUGCCGCUUCGCUGGAAUCGACGUGUCCGAGGCGUUUCUGCUGGAGGCGCGCCGCAACAUCUUGGCGGCGGUGCCGCGAAUGGCGGCGGGUGACGUGGAGCUGGUGCAGGCGGAGUACCUGGACGGGCUGCGCGCCGUGCGGCGGCAGCACCCCGAUGCCACGCUGUGCGUGCUGUGGCUCGGCAGCAGCGUCGGCAACCUCACGGACGACGACAUUGUCCAGUUCUUCACCACUCUGCACCGCAUUGGUGGGGCCAAUAUGCAGCUGCUGCUCUGCACUGACCUGUGGAAGGACCGGGACGUGCUGCACGGGGCGUACAAGGACGACCAGGGGGUCACGGAAGACUUCAUCAAGAACGGCGCGCGAAACGCGUUCCAGUCGCUGGGCGUGCGCGCUGCUGACGUGGACGAGGCCGCGUGGAAGUACGACGUGGUGGUGAACAGUGACCUGCGGCGCGUGGAGAUGUGGCUGGAGUUCCCCCACUCCUUCUCCUUCCCCCGCACCCCUGUCUCCAUUGGGGCGGGGGAGCGGGUGCUCAUGGAGAUCUCCCGCAAGUUCACGCCGCAGGACAUCGCCGCCCUGGCCAGCAAGUCCGCCAUGCUCAUGCACGCCGCGUGGCGCUCGCCGCUCUACGGCAUGCAGCUGCUGCUGCCGCAGACCCACGCACUGCUCGAGAGCUGGCGCGACGCCGACACUUUCUUUCAGUCAGUGCCCGAUUGGAGCGCCAAGCCAAUUGAUUUCCGGCACCCUUUCUGCUUCUACUAUGGCCACCUGCCAUCCUUCGCCAUUCUCAAGCUCCUCCCUGCUCGCACGCCCUCCUCUCUCGACGUCAUGUUUUCCCGCGGCAUCGACCCGCUCCUCCUGGACCCCUCCAAGUGCCACUCCCACCCCGCCGUGCCCCCCGCUUGGCCCUCCCGGGCUGAGAUCGAGGCGUAUGCGAGGGACGUGCGGAGGGAGAUUUUGGACGCAAUGCAGCAGGAGGAGGAGGGGGGGCGGUGUGCAGUGACGGCGCGGCAGGUGGCCCUAGCAGUGGAGCAUGAUCGCAUGCACAUUGAGACCCUCUCCUACAUGCAGCUCCAGGCGGACAAGCAGGCAUUUCUCGAUUCUCCGCACCCAGACUCCCCGCCGGCAUCCGAUGCGGACCUCCCUUCCCCGUCGUCUAUAGCCACUGAGCCCUCCUCUCUCCACCCCAACUCGCCGUUUAUUCUCGACUCUCCGCACCCUUCUGCUGCGCACAAGCUCAACUCGGCAGCACUCAGGGAGUCGCUGGCAGGGGAUCUGGAUGUGCUGAUACCAGCGGGGCCGGUGGCUAUGGGGACGGACGUGAGUGGGGAGAAGGAUGGCUUCGUGUGGGACAACGAGGGGCCUGCGACGGUUUCUUUGGUGCCUCGGGAUUUCGUCGUGUCAUCCAAGCCUGUUUCGGUUGCACAGUUCCAUUCCUUUGUGACUGAGGUGAAGGGAUACAAAAGGGCGGAGCUCUGGGAGGAGGCGGACUGGGCGUUCCUGCGGAAGCAUGGCCUCACCUGCCCUGCUUCCUGGAGCUUUGUCAAGCGGACAAGGGGUGUGAGUGAGGAGGAGGAUGGGGUACCUGUGAUGCUGAGUGAUGAGGAGGGGGAGGGGAGUGGGAGUGAGAACAGCGUGAUGGAUGGAGAGGAGGUGGCUGACAUGGCAGGGAAGAGGCGGAGUGGCCAGAAAGCAGUGGGUGGGGAGGAAGAGGGAGAAUACUGGGUGCACACUCACCUGGGAUUGGGCGAGGGUACUGAAGCAAAGCCAUGGUAUGAGGUGGCAGAUGCGCCUGUCUGGGUGAGCCUGGCUGAAGCUCAGGCGUUUUGCAUGGCAGCGGGGAGUGAGUACAGGGUGAUGAGUGAGGCGGAAUGGAAUCAGAUCGUUUCUCAGCCCCCGCCGUUUUCACUGCCUGCUGACACCAUGGAAUUUGACGACGACGGUGAGGAGAAGGCGGAGGAGACGAAGGGAUUGAAGGCAGGCAUGAAGCAGAAGGGCACCAAUGCAUCCGUGUUUAUUGGCACGGAUUUGGAUCUUGCAUCUGGCGAAGAGGGUGUGAUGACAGGGAAUCGUCUUGCGGAAUUGCAGCGGAGUGUGCAAGAGGGUGGCUGGGAGUGGACGAGCUCGCCAUUUGAGCCGUUUCCUGGGUUCGUGAAGAUGGAGGAGUACCCUGAGUACUCCACUGACUUCUUUGAUGGCUGCCACUUUGUUCUCAAAGGGUCUUCGCCAGUCACGCAUCCAUGUAUGGUUCGAGACUCGUUCCGCAACUACUACCAACGCCAAUAUCCAUUUGUCUUCGCCAAGUUUAGGUGCUGCAAGGAUCUGGCGAGGAAUGUUGUUUGAUGGAGUGGUUGGGUGGGAAAACAGGACGACUGGUAUGGAUGCCCAAAGCUUAUUUCACUGUCCUCUUCCCUCACCCCUUUCAUCCAUCUUCCUGCCUCCACUCUUCUCCCUUUCCCCCCUCCCCUCUACACCUCUCUUCGCUCACACUCACAUAUAUUGGGCAAUCUCAGAUUUGUCGUGCUUACAGUUUUGUCUAGCAGUUUCAUGCUUACAUUUUUGUUUAUCAGCGUGAUGCUUACAAUUUUGUCUAGCUUGUCGAACAGCUUGAAACUAAACACCUGUCAACCAU